Molecule: messenger RNA, 5187 nt
Organism: Lytechinus variegatus (green sea urchin)
Lineage: Eukaryota; Metazoa; Echinodermata; Echinoidea; Temnopleuroida; Toxopneustidae
Product: sarcosine dehydrogenase, mitochondrial-like
Exons: 16
Coding region: 452-3190 (912 amino acids)
Cellular component (GO): mitochondrion
Molecular function (GO): oxidoreductase activity; protein binding
Source: RefSeq, a predicted model, not a curated record
GGAAUGAUUGUCUGCAAUUAAUUACGAAUAGAGUAAUCUGAGAAUAGACUUUGACCUUCCACUGGUAAACCUUAUUUGCUGACUGUGCAGUUUCUCUUUUGUGGAGCUGCCUUGGACGUGCAUGAUUAGCUUUUUACGAAUAGAUAAAGGCAAAGAUUACUGGACCGUACCUUUGUCAGCUCAGUCGGCCGUGGCUCACCCGUACCACCCCAGGGCAGACAUAACGUACUGUCUGUAGUGCAAAGCUGAGCUGAGUGAUAUCUCAAGAUUGUCGGUUAUUUCAUUGUCCUACUUGUCAAAUGCAGUUGCAAUAGACUGUAGUGUAGUGACGUGAGUAUAUAGACUGAUUUCUUGUAUAAACUGGGAGGCUUUUAAAACCUUGGUAAUCUUUCCCUUGUAAAUUUGGGUGUGGAUUUGAACUAAAUAAUAAACACGAAAAAAGUACAGGACAAUGUGGCGAAGCGUUCAUCGUUAUGCAUCCCGUCUACAACAUCAUCUAACAACAUCCCAGACAGUCCGAUGUACAGGACCGAGACACUGCAGCCAGACCACUCAGAGUGGUGUUCCGUACGAGACAAACCUUUCUUCAGUAGGCACCACAGAAAAUAUAACAGCGCCAUCGUCAGCUGAUGUGGUGAUCAUCGGCGGAGGGUCUGUUGGUUGUAGUACUCUCUAUCAUCUUGCUAAGCUUGGUGUCACCAAUACUGUUCUCAUUGAGAAAGAUCAGCUUACCGCAGGGACAACAUGGCAUACUGCAGGUCUGGUGUGGGGGCUCCGCCCUUCGGAUACAGAAAUAGAGCUUCUCUGCUACAUGAGACAUCUUGUUGGAGAUGUUCUGGAGGAAGAAACGGGUGUGGUCCCUGGUUGGAUCAACAAUGGUGGUCUCUUUGUUGCUUCAAAUAAAGAAAGGCUUGAUGAGUACAAGAGAAUGGGCACGGUUGGGAAAGCUUUUGGAGUAGAGUCCCACAUCCUGUCACCUGAAGAAACCAAGAAGCUGUAUCCAUUGAUGAACUGUGAUGAUAUCUAUGGAACAUUGUACAGUCCUGGUGAUGGGACCAUAGACCCUGCUGGAUUCUGUACUGCUCUUACUAGAUCUGCUACCAAGGCUGGUGCAAAGGUUCUUACAUCAUGCCAUGUGACUGGUAUACAAACUGGUCAAGAUGAUUUUGGUAUUCAUAGAGUUCAAGCAGUAGAGACAUCAGGGGGUACCAUUAAGACACCUGUUGUUAUUAACUGCACAGGUGUAUGGGCCCCUAACAUUGGAGCAAUGGCCAACGUUGCUGUGCCCCUCCUGGCAAUGAAGCAUGCUUACAUCGUCACUGAACGGAUCGAGGGUAUCCAAAACAUGCCUAACGUCCGAGACCAUGAUGCAUCAAUCUAUCUCAAGCUUCAAGGCGAUGCCUUGUCUAUAGGAGGAUAUGAAAACAACCCAGAGUUUAUUGAGAAGAUGAGUAACGAUUUUGCCUUCUCUCUCUACGAUCUUGACUGGGAUGUCUUCAGCGUUCACAUUGACGGUCAUGUCCAUCGUGUUCCUGUCAUUGGAGAGACAGGUAUCAAGUCUACAGUGUGUGGCCCAGAGUCUUUCACUCCGGAUCACAAACCACUGCUCGGUGAGGCACCUGAAUUAAGAGGUUUCUACCAUGGAUGUGCCUUCAAUAGCUCUGGUCUUAUGCUUGGAGGAGGGUGUGGCAGGGAGCUUGCUAAAUGGGUGGUCAAUGGAAGGCCAGACCUUGACAUGUAUGGCUAUGAUAUCAGGCGGUUUUCAAGAUCUCUUGUUUAUGAUAAGGCAUGGAUCAAGGAGAGGAGUCAUGAAGCGUAUGCUAAAAACUAUUCCACAGUGUUCCCCUAUGACCAACCAUUAGCAGGAAGAAACAAGAGAAAAGAUGCCCUUCAUCAGGUAUUAUUGGAUGCUGGGUGUGUAUAUCAAGAAGCUCUUGGAUGGGAAAGACCAGGGUAUUUCACACCAGAGGGAAAAGCAGAGUUGAAAGAUUAUGAUUACUAUGGAAGCUAUGGAAAUGAAGCUCACAAAGACUAUGCCUAUAACAACAGACUACUAGAUGACUAUACUUUUGAAUUCCCCAAACACCAUGAUGUGAUUGGCAAGGAAUGUUUAGCAGCUAGGAAUGCUGUAGCAGUCUUCAACAUGUCUUACUUUGGUCAGUUUUAUCUGACCGGUCCAGAUGCUCAGGCCACUGCAGACUGGAUCUUCACCAAUAACCUUGAUAAACCUGUAGGUUCAACUGUAUACACAUGCAUGUGCAACAAGGCUGGAGGCACUGAGGGAGAUCUCACAGUCAGUGUCAUUGACUCCAUGCCAGUCUCCAGCCCUCUGGGUUCAGACUUUGAUGGGCGGGGCUUCUAUGUGGCAGCUGGAGGGGGCGUGGCUGAGCAUGUCAAGUCCCACAUGCAAACAGAGAUCCAAGAUAAGAGGUUUAAUUGUCAGAUUGUCGAUGUCACCAAUGAGAUGGGAGUGAUCAGUAUUCAAGGACCAAAAAGUCGUGAAUUACUCCAAGCCCUUGCCACAGAUGUUGAUUUCAGCAACGAAGCAUUCCCUUUCUCAACCCACAAGAUCAUGACGAUAGCAGGUCACCAGGUACGAGCAAUAAGAUUGACCUUUGUUGGCGAGUUAGGUUGGGAGCUUCACGUACCAAACGAUGCAGCUGUAGACGUUUACCAAGCCGUCAUGCGAGAGGGCGCCAAACACGGCAUUGCUAAUGGAGGUUACAGGGCUCUGGAUUCUCUCAGUUUGGAAAAGGGCUACAGGCAUUGGCAUGGGGACCUCCGUUCUGAUGACACCCCUCUGGAAAGUGGACUAGGCUUCACAUGCAAGCUUAAGAUGGAUACUCCAUUCUUGGGGAGGGAGGCUUUGGAAAAACAAAAGGCUGAGGGACUGAAGAGAAGAAUAGCAUGCUUCACUGCUGAUCCAUCACUAGCCCUUCUUGGGAUGGAGGUUAUACGUCGCAACGGUGAAGUUGUCUCCUACUUCCGUCGGGCUGACCAUGCCUUUGCUCUGAACAGAGGUAUAGGGUAUGGAUACGUGCAGAAACCAGAUGGAAGUACUGUAACUAAUGCAUAUCUUAAAGAAGGAGAGUAUACAGUAGAGAGAAUGGGGGAGAUUUUCCCUGCUCAGAUUCAUCUUAAAACACCUUUUGAUCCAAGCAAUAAUAGAAUCAAAGGCAUCUAUGAAUGAAUAAAAUGUUUACAUGUAAGCAAUGCUUUUUUUAAUGAUAUGAUAUGUAGGUGUAACAAGCCUGUUAAUUUUUGUGUUUCAUGAAACGGUUUCAUGACAAUUGCUCUGAUCUGCAUGUUAAUCUAACAUAAAAUCUAUCCGUCAAAACUAAAUUAUUUUAUUUUUUUAUUCAACAUAUUUAUACAGGAUUAGAAAGAAACAAUUGAUUCAGCAAGGCUGUUUUCAUUGAUGUCCUGUUAAAACACAUAUAUACAUACAUAAAAAUCAUUUCCAGUUAAAACGAUAGAGAUUUUAAAAAUAAAGGAUGGUAUGAACUAAAAAGCUGAAGUAGAUUCAAAGAAGAUUAUGUCAGACCAGCAUCAGAUUAAAAAGAAUGAUAGGAAAGUCAAAGUGAUGUGCGGGUAAAUUGAUUAUCAUGUUGGCAUUCUCUCAUUAAUUAUAUAAUUGGAAGUUAUGUAAGAAGAAAUACAAUAAUCAAUGACUUUUGAUAAUACUAAAGUAUUAUCACAUCCUUCAACUAAAUUAUAGGACUUUUUCACAAGAUUAUUAUGUUUUCAAAAACUGAAGGGAAUAUACAGGCUAUUACAGUGUUAUAUUUCUUAUCAUAAUGUAAAAUUAUGACAUUGUUCAGAGUUGAAUUGCAGUACUCUUUAAAGGCAAUUCCAUGAAGUAUAUAUAUAUCUGAUCCCUUAUAUGAGGAACUUUCUAUUGAAAAUUGAAAAUCAUGGACCCCUUCGAAAAACAGCAUUUUGCUGAUAGGGUGCUCCACAUAUGAAUAGUAAAUAAAUGAAAAAAUAAAAUGAAAUUAUUUGUGUUUGUUUUCUAGUUAUGAUGAUAUAUAAUGCUGUCAAAUGAUCAUGAAAAUGUUCCUGAAGUGAAGUCAAGAAAAAUAAUAGGGUUUGGAUUUACAAACUGGUUGAUUAUUUUAUGGAUUUGCAAAAGUGGAUAUGUGUUUCAACUUUGGAGUACAUCACUGUAUAGUACCUGUAUGUCUUUAUUAUUAUGUAAAAUUAUAUAACACUCUUUGAGAGUUGAAAAAUAGGACUUAUUAAGACUUGUUCAGACAAGGCAAGAAAGCGUGUAUUGUAAAAAAAAGUCAGCCGGAAUGUACUAAACAAUUUUAUUCUAAUGCAAUGUGUGUUAUUGAUAUUAAAGUCGAGUGAAUGCAUUCCAAAGAUAGGCAAUAUGUUGACAUUAUGAUCAAGUUCUCACCUUCCCUCUUUCCUAUCACACUGUCUGUAUUUUUUUUACAGCUCUGCCCCUCAUCUAAACAUAUCUAAACACCUGAGAAAUAGUUCUGAACUUUCACUGCCAUUCUAAUUCAAUUCAUUUAUUCUUUUCCAUUAAAAACAACAACAUUAAAAACAACAAAAUAUGUACAUUUGAAAAACAAAUGUAGAUACAUAAAUAGAUCAAAUACAUAAGCAUAGUAAAUUAAUAUUGUAAGUGAUAAAAAUAAAUGGAAAAUGGAACACCUGUAGAAAGCUUUUUAAAAAAGCUUUUAAAUGGCAUUAGACUUUUCGGGGUAGAAUCUGCCAGUCAGGUAUCCCAGGGUUCAAUUGCAGCUUAUGACUUUAUGCAGUUCCAUUUAUGUCCAUCAGAUGCAGUAAUGCGAUUCUGUCAGCCAACUGUCAUGUCAAAAAUCUUUGGAAACUGUUUCUUUUCAGCAGCUUCUUUUUGUCUUUUAAUAUAUAUAAAAAAUAAUUCUGUUUUUAAAAAAGCAUUGAAAAUGUCUUGCACAAAACUAUUAUAUUCUCAUGUUUUACCUUUGAGGGUACAGAGCUGAAAAGGUCAACAAAACAAAGUUAAGAAAGUUCUCUUGCAUACCAUUUAUAUCAUACUUUGAUUUGCUUCCUUUUUUUAUGUAAACACUUUUGUUCAUUUCCAUGUCUCUGAAUUUUUAACUGAACAUGAUACAGUCACACACAAGGUGAUUUUCAUGUUUAGACUUCAGGGUUCUCAGCCCAUCAGGCAAAAUUAUUUUACUUAGAUAAAAA